Molecule: messenger RNA, 501 nt
Organism: Talaromyces proteolyticus
Lineage: Eukaryota; Fungi; Ascomycota; Eurotiomycetes; Eurotiales; Trichocomaceae
Exons: 2
Coding region: 1-501 (166 amino acids)
Source: RefSeq, a predicted model, not a curated record
AUGGAGAUAAUCUCCAUUCUUCUCGAACAUCUGAGACUCAAUCAAAUCGACCGUGUUCGAGCCAACGGCGUAGGUGAUCACAUUGCGCUACCACAGUUGGUAGUCUGCAGGGACCAGCCUACGGGAAAGAGCUCCGUCCUUGAGGGGGAGAGCGGCAUACCCUUUCCUCGACAAGAUGGCUUGUGUACCAAAUUCGCUACGAAAAUAAUCUUGCGACAUGAUAACAACGAGCGCCGAGCAACGGCCACAGUCAUACCGCAUACGUCUCGGACUGAGGAAGAAAAAGCACGCCUUACCACGUUCUCUCGUCAGCUGUGUGAUCUGGCAGAUCUGCCAAACGUAAACGUUAUAGAAGAGGCCGCAACGCCUAUGGGAGUUCGUGGUUAUAGUUCCGAUAAGGAUGCCCCAGCGUUCUCUGGGGAUGUUCUUCGCCUAGAAAUAGUUGGCAAAACGGGACUCUUCAUUAUUCUGAUUGUCCUACUUACCUGUCCCAAUCCAUAA